Drosophila persimilis is the source of this 698-nucleotide messenger RNA. RefSeq names its product glutathione S-transferase 1-1. Gene Ontology annotation, biological process: glutathione metabolic process. Bases 1 to 642 code for a protein of 213 amino acids. Gene Ontology annotation, molecular function: glutathione transferase activity. Lineage: Eukaryota; Metazoa; Arthropoda; Insecta; Diptera; Drosophilidae. The record is from RefSeq and is a predicted model, not a curated record. The transcript has a single exon.
AUGGAUUUCUACUACCACCCGGGCUCGGCUCCUUGUCGUUCCGUCAUGAUGACGGCCAAGGCGCUGGGAGUUGACCUUAACCUGAAGUUUGUCAAUGUGCUGGAGGGGGAGCAGCUGAAGCCGGAGUUUGUACAGCUGAACCCCCAGCACACAAUUCCCACCCUCGUGGACAAUGGAUUCAUAAUUUGGGAGUCGCGAGCCAUCAUGAUUUACCUGGUGGAGAAGUACGGCAAGGACGACCACUCCCUCUAUCCCGCAGAUCCCCAGAAGCGGGCUGUGAUCAACCAACGCCUCUACUUCGACAUGGGCAGCAUGUUCGAAAGCUUCUAUCAGGCUAUCUUUCCGCAGAUACGUGACAAGACGCCAGCAAAUCCAGAGGCAAUGCUGAAAGUGGAUAAGGCCUUUGGGCUGUUGAACACCUUCCUGGAGGAGGAUGAUUUUGUUGCUGGAGCUAGCCUGACUGUCGCCGACAUCGCCAUUCUGUCCUCUGUGUCGACAUUCGAGGUGGUUGACUAUGACAUCAGCCAAUAUCCGAAUGUGGCCAAGUGGUACGAGAAGGCCAAGGAGGUGACCCCAGGCUGGGAGGAAAACUGGGAGGGUGUAGUGCUGCUCAAAAAGUUCAUGCAGUCCAAUCGCCAGUAAGAGUGAUAUGCAGAAAUGAUCAUACUGUCAAAUAUACUUACAUAUAUAUUCUCUGA